AAGAGGAAGAGGAUGAUUAGUGUUUUCAUCUUUAUCUCUUUUCAUUUUUAAAGUACGAUUGUAUACUUGUAAACGUGUGUUGGUUGUUCAGGUGCCAUGGAUAUACAAUAUUAUUUCUUUUAGUAAUCGCGUGUUUUUAAGAGAAGUUGUUUUCUCUUAGGAUUUGAUGUUAUUUUGAAUUGUUUUGAUUAGUUCUGAAAGCUUUUAAAUAUCUGUGGAGUUGUAGAUCAGAUAUCCCUUCAUUGUGGAGUUCUGCGAUCAAGGUCCUACAUGGUGUAUACAACUAGACAAUCUCUUCGAAAAGUAAAUGAUGAACAGAAGACUGGAAUUCGGAAAACUGAACAUGAUCUUCAAGUUGCAGAGGAAGAAAUGGUGAAGGAGAAGUUUGGGAUUUCUUCGAUAUUUGAAGAUUUGACUGAGGUCCAUGGAGGAUGGCUUCCACAUACAUUUGGAGUUCAUGUAGACUAUUUUCAGACGUACAUUGUGACUUACUGGAAUGAGCUUGUAAGACCAACCUUCAAUCUGGGAAUUGAAAAGGCCUUAAAAAUGAAAGCUCAUGGUAAGGGUUGGGCUGGGAUCAUCGUUGAAAGAAUUAGAACAAACUGGAUCCCAAGGUUGAAGAAACAGUCUUUGGAAUUUAAAGCCUAUCUUGAACCAAACAUUUGAUUAGUCACUACAAAAACUGCUGAUGUAUAUCGUUCAUCAAAGAGUUCUAUAUGACCACUUGUUUUCAAGGCAUAAAAUAUGGCAGAUCCUUACAUUUAGGAAGCUAAGAAAUAUACCAAGCCAUACAUUGAUCGGGUUGCAAUGGGACAAAAACACAUUUAGAUAAAUUACAAGAAAGAAAAUGCCAAUGCAGUUCUCCUUGUUGCAAGCCAGGAGGAUAGGGAAAAACUAUUUGAAGGAAUACUUAAACAGAAAUGGAAGAUCUUCUCUUGAUGAUCAUCUUCAUUAAUUCGUUUAUGGAGCAGCAGAGAUUCGAUGACGUGCAAGGCUUGCUGGGGAAGAUGCAUCUAUCCAAAAAUGUCUGCUUUCAAGUUCUUUUUGCAUUAGAGAUUAAAUAUGUAACAUUACAAUAUAUGUUUGUGAGAUUGAGAAUGUAUUGUAGGCUUUCUACAUUUUAUGACAAAAAAAAAACCUCAAUUUCAGUUUCAAUUUUUCAA
Molecule: messenger RNA, 1163 nt
Organism: Malus domestica (apple)
Lineage: Eukaryota; Viridiplantae; Streptophyta; Magnoliopsida; Rosales; Rosaceae
Source: RefSeq, a predicted model, not a curated record